Molecule: messenger RNA, 4405 nt
Organism: Zootoca vivipara (common lizard)
Lineage: Eukaryota; Metazoa; Chordata; Lepidosauria; Squamata; Lacertidae
Gene: TOLLIP
Product: toll interacting protein
Biological process (GO): ubiquitin-dependent protein catabolic process
Cellular component (GO): cytoplasm
Molecular function (GO): ubiquitin conjugating enzyme binding; ubiquitin binding
Source: RefSeq, a predicted model, not a curated record
GCGUCCCCCAGGCCCCCGACCCGCUCCUGCCUCUGCCUCCUUCUUUUCGAGGGUGUGGCGGGGGGCGAGGAGGUGCCCCUGUUUGCCCCACGGAAGGUUAGGGCGACGGGUUCCGUUCACCUGCGUGGGCCGAGAGGGCCCCUCAGUUCCCUUCAGUCUCGGCCCCUCCAGGACUGAGGGAUGGGGCGGACCAUGUGUCCGCUUCACUUCCCUCCGCCCGGCCGCUCCUUGUGACACGCGCGAAAAUGGUAUUGCCCCGCCGUCCUUCCUCCUUCCUCACUCUUUCCCUCUUCCUCCGCCUCCGUCAUAACCACGCCGGUAAGUGGGCGAGCGAGGGAAGGGAAUACGAGAAACAGCCAGGCCGAACUAUGGAAAGCCCGUUUUAAAAGAAGAGGAUGGUUUUCCGUCAUUCCUCAUAUCGGUGUAUAUUGGGGAACUUCCUCAAGAUUUCCUUCGCAUCACCCCAACUCAGCAACAGCAACAGAUCCAAUUGGAUGCUCAAGCAGCUCAACAGUUACAGUACGGAGGAGCAAUGGGUACUGUUGGGAGACUGAGCAUCACUGUAGUGCAGGCAAAAUUGGCAAAAAACUAUGGCAUGACACGCAUGGAUCCAUACUGCAGAAUACGACUUGGCUAUGCUGUCUAUGAAACUCCCACAGCUCACAAUGGAGCCAAAAAUCCCCGAUGGAACAAAGUUAUUCAGUGCACUGUUCCACCUGGAGUGGAUUCUUUCUAUCUAGAAAUAUUUGAUGAGCGAGCGUUUUCAAUGGAUGAUCGCAUUGCUUGGACGCACGUUACUGUUCCUGAAUCACUGAAACAAGGAAAGGUAGAAGAUGAAUGGUAUAGCCUGAGUGGAAGGCAAGGAGAUGACAAAGAAGGAAUGAUUAAUCUGGUCAUGUCUUAUACGUCCUUACCAGCUGCCAUGAUGAUGCAGCCUCAGCCGGUGGUCCUGAUGCCCACAGUGUAUCAGCAAGGAGUUGGAUAUGUGCCUAUAACAGGAAUGCCUGCCGUUUGUAACCCAGGCAUGGUACCUGUGGCAGUUCCACCUCCCGCUGUCAACCCCCAGCACGUAUGUAAUGAAGAGGAUUUAAAAUCUAUCCAGGACAUGUUCCCCAACAUGGACAGAGAAGUAAUCCGUUCAGUGCUAGAAGCCCAGAGAGGGAACAAGGAUGCUGCUAUCAAUUCCUUGCUUCAAAUUGCAGAGGAAUCUUAGACCAUCUGCUCAUUUUCCAUCUUCAUUGUUACCCUUACUUUUGAUUUGCCAAGCCCAGGGAUUUAGGUAGAGGAAGAAUUUCCUGAGAAAGCAUCCUGUCUGAGAGAUUGUGUUCCCAUUUUGUUGGUGGUGGUUGUUGGACAUUUGAACAUUUUGUUUUUACAUAUGUUCUAUAGAAAUCUCAGCCAUUUUUAUUAAUGUAUCAGUUCUGUCAUGCAUGGCUGCAUUGGUUUGAGAGGUGGAGUUGGAGCAUCUAUGCUGCUUUUUUCCUUUCCCCAUUUUGGAGAACAAACACACACAAGCUUAUUCACCUAGUUUUGACACUGCAUUCUGUUGUCAUAAGAGAUAGAGUAUAAGUUGAGUGAUCACAGGAGACUGCUGUUCAACAGGGUUUUUCUUAAAAGUUCCCUCCCUCUAUCAACAUAAUAUUUGUCUGAAAAGUGAUUACACAGUGCCCUUAAGCAGGUUCAGCAAUCUAUAGCAUUCUUAGUAUAGAGUCACAAACUGGCUUUCCUGUAACUUUUGUGAUUUUUCUAAUGAGAGAUUCCAUUGUUCAACCUAUUAAUCGGGCACCAAUGCAAUAUAUUUGUUGAGUUUUUUUUUUGUUUAGAGCUAGCUACUCUUAUCUGAUGUGCUGCUGUGCAUCUGAAAUCUGAAGUUAAUUGUUUCUUGGGCCACAAUAGCAAAGACUGGAGGAACAGGGUUAUUUCCUAAUAUGCUAUUGUGUUUACUUGCACUGUCCUUGCUUCUACAUUUGUGAGACAUUCAAAAAGAUAAAGGUGAGAAGAUUUUAUACUUGGGAAAAUUUGGCAUCACAUUUUAAUAAAUGUCCUUAUGAUCAGUUACCAUAAAAUAAUAAUAAUGCUUUAAAAGAAAUUUUCAUUUUUCAUCCAUAAUCAUUUGUUAUGGGUGAAACCUUCUAUUUUUCCAUUUUGAGAAAAAAAAUUCAAGGCAUAAUACCAGUACGAUAUAUACACAGUCAUUACUCAUUGAGUACCAGUUGGCCUUAAUUCCAUCAAAACUGAGGCAUGUGAAAGAAUCCAUUGUCACAAAUUAGGCAAACCAAAUUUAAAAUACAAUCCCAAUAUGUUGGAAGAGGGGAAUUGUACAUAUUCAUUGUGUAAUGUUAGAUCUGCAGAACUGUAGAAGAGGACAAAUUUUUUAUCUGUUUAAUCAGUUUCUUUCUUGUUUGGCAAAAAAGCAAAGUAAUGCACUUUAAUAUGCACAUUUUUUCUUAAUGUGCUGUUUGGUUUAUUGAUGGGUUUAAAACAUUUUAAUUACUUUCUGUAAUUGCCAGCCAUACUUUGUACUUUCAUAAGUGUUUGAACCCAGUUCAGACUCUCACAUUGGUUGUGACUUUUAUCACUUUGGGGAAAAAGAGUGCAUGUUUUUUGUCCUUUUUUCCCUCCAUUCCUGCUCCGCUCCUACAAGCAUCCAAAAAAUUGUCCACUAGAAUACUUCAUCAUAUCAUCAUAAGUACUCCUGGCACAGCCAGCUUAUAGUUCAAAUAUUUAUUUUUUUAAUGAUUAAAAUAUAGGGGAGGAAAUGAUUUUUAAAUACAGUACCAAAAAUGUGUGUGUUUUCUUUCUGUUUGUUGCUUAAAACGUAUGUAUCCUUUCAUCUAGCUUGCAGAUUUGCAUCUGUGAGCACUAAUUCUGUCCUCUGCCUUCCUAUCCUUCUGUUGCUUUUAAAUACAUGAAUACAAUCUGUUGCAAUGUGUGUGUUUUACAACAUCCUCUAGAUCAGUCUUUAACAACUUGAUGCCCUCCAGCUGCUUUGUAUAACUCCCAGCCAGCAUGGUUUUUGGCAGUUGUUGUCCAAAACACCUAAAGGGCACCAUAUUGACAAGGGCUGCUCUAGACUGAAGAAGCUUGUGUGUCCAUCAGAAAAUUAGCUUGGAUCCUUUCUUCAUAUUUUACAAUACUUCCAGAUCAAACUUUUAUAUAAUGGCAUACAUUGUCAGUAGCAUCAUAGUACAGGUAAGUCUUGUGGUAGCCUAUUUGUGAACUAAUAUAUUUUGAGAACUCAGACGUACUCAGCGGAAAGUCUGGAAUAACAAUGUGAUGUUUGGAAAAAUCUGCUGUAGCAUUAUACCCAUAGAAUAAAAUGGACUUUGUAGUUCUAGAAAACUACAUCCAAGUACUUAAACAGAAUUUUUAUUAAGAUUAUUCUGAGGUAUCCAGUGGAGAUGGUUUUAAAGGGUUUCUUUUAGUUUAGGGGAGAUCCUGAAUUGUAAACACAGUGAAAACAGUUGAGAAUGCACUUUCACAAUAAAGACAUAAAUAGGAAUGGGAAUGUUAAGACUAAAUUCAGUUUCUGGAAGGUACAAGGAUAUGAGACCUGUGGAAAGUCUGGGAAGCUUUAGUAGUGGUUGUUAAGCUGCAUUUUUAAACAGUAGAGCAGAGAGAACCAUCGAAGAACAUGGGUAGUAAAUAUGAUAGAUUGCUAUUAACAUGUUCCUCUUUUCUUCAUUAAACAAUGACAACACACAGUCCUGUAUUAAAUUAAUGUCCUGCAUUCAAUGACUACUAUGUAUCAUUAAAGUUGAAAGGGGUAAUUGCAAGCAUGGCUACAGUUAUAUGCAUAUCUUUUCUUGAUAACUACCGAGAUUUCCCCCGAUCCUUCAAACAUGUGUUUGGAAGUAAUCCCCAUGGAUUUUAAUGAAAUUUGCCUCCAAAUCAAUGGGAAUAAGAUUGGGGUGCAAGUUGCUGAUGUGUGAACUGAAACGCACUAGUCACCUAUCAAGUAAAAUAAAUGCUGUGCAACGCACAAUCCUCAAUACAAUUUCUCAUAUGCUCCAUUUAAAUGAACAGCAUGUUCAGCUUUGUGCAUCUGGCACAGCAUUCCUCCACAGCUGGAAGACCUCUGCUGAAGACUGAACUGGUAUUCGCACUAGCUUCAAACCUGCCAAGGACCUGUGAGUGGGUUAAAUACAGGAAUAUUUUUGUCUAGCUAGAUGCUUGCCACCUUCUUCUCUACUGCUGUGUGAGUGUGUGCUGAUGGUUCCAAGUGUUUCCCUUUGCAGAUAUUAUUGCUUGUGUUGACUGACCUGUAAUACUGUAUAGAGGAUGUUUUGCUGUAAUAAUUCUGAAGACAUUGUUUUUUUACUGUAUUGAGGUUCAGAUGUUUGUCUCUUGCAUUGUAAAAUAUUUUAUCCCAUUCUAUCUAAUUUAAUAAAUGUCUACCAAACCA